Messenger RNA from Penicillium verhagenii, 588 nucleotides. Its product is annotated as putative IgE binding protein. The coding region runs from base 1 to 588 and encodes 195 amino acids. The record is from RefSeq and is a predicted model, not a curated record. NCBI's taxonomy places the organism in Eukaryota, Fungi, Ascomycota, Eurotiomycetes, Eurotiales, Aspergillaceae. The transcript has 2 exons.
AUGAAGUCCGCCAUUGCCUCUAUUGCUCUGCCUCUCCUGGCCGCCGCGGCCCCAGCUCCAGUAGCUAGUCCCAGCGCCGCCAGCCUCCCAGCUUUCAGCGUCAUGUCCAUCCGCUCUGCGUCGCCAAUUCACUACAUGCAGAUGAACGCCGCGGGCCAAAAGUUCUACCUCGGUGGAAGCACUUCCUCCUACUGCCCGGGUGUGGAAGGCAUGGUCUGCCCCCCUGGCAACCAGACCGUCUUCGCUCCAGGCGGUAACGCCAUGGAUACCGAGGUUCCUGGUGGUCAGCAGGUCUAUGUUGAUGCCACUGGUGCUUUGAGCUUCACUCAGGCUCACUCAGCUUCUAUUCCCGCUGGGUCUUCGGUCGGCGAUUUGAUUUACGAGGCUGGUGAGCCUUGGUCUCAUUACAGCUUCAAUGGCUGGGGUGCGCAGGGCUUUAUGGCUUGCCCGACCACUGAUAGCCGUUGGCAGGUGUUUGCUGCUUUGCAGAACGCUACUGUGCCCUCUGGGAAUGUGGCUGAUUGUCUUGGCUUUGAUGCUAUUGCUUUGACCUAUACCGGUGAUAUCCCUGCUUGGCAGUAUAUUUAA